ACAUAACUUUGAAAUCUUCUUUAGGAUACCUCUGUGCAGAAUUUGCGUUGGAGAUCUGACUCUUCCGUUCAGAAGAGUCCUCUGUGUCUGACACAUAAGGCAUACGGGCAUGCCUCUCUCUCUCUCUCUCUCUCUCGGUCGCUCUCGCUCCACACGAUCAAGCACGUUGCCUUAAUUCGCUCUCGUCCUGUUGUCUUAGUUGUCCCUUAAUUUGGCCUCUCCCACGACUCCGUCCGACGUCUGAGCUAAAACCUUGGCGUUUAUGGGCAAUUUUUAGAGCUUCGGGGACCGGAGAUACCGGAUUGCAGGCCCAGGUGUAGCUCCCGGACGCGCAUGGUUGCCUACUUUGCCUCCAUCCAUAUAUCUAACAAAGAAGCAAGCGUUUCAAAAGGAGAUCAGAGACAGAGCGGGGAAGGGAAAGAGGCGGACGCUAAGGGAGACGGUCUUUGCAUCAAGGAAGGCUGUUCUCUCUGUUCUCUUUCCUCUUGCCCUUCAUCAUAGCCAGCCUUGACAUCAACGUUUGAUCGCCAUUACUUCCAGUGUUUUGCUGUUUCAGGACAACUUCUGCGAAAGUCUCCGGUCAGAUCUUGUUUGUGUAUGCAACUUCCUGGCCAUGGCCGCCGGAACCAACACAGGAGGGCAGGCGAAAUCGUGCCGCUUCCUCUUCGUGUUGUGGUCUGCCGUCUCCGAAUGGUCGUUGAUCAUCAUCUUGCUGGUGAACGCCGUGCUAGCGUACGUCGCCACCAGAAUCGCUCGAUUCUGCAUGUUGCCGGCCCCAUGCUUGCUGUGCUCGAGGCUGGAUCCCAUUCUCGGGAACGAGAGAAGAGAGUUCUACAGGAACUUGUUCUGCCAUGAACACAAGGUGGACAUAUCCUCGUUGGUCUAUUGUCAUGGCCACCGGAAGCUCGCCGAUUUCCGGGAGAUGUGUGAGGCCUGCCUCCUGUCGUCCGCCGCCACGGUCCGAAUGCCCAAGACCAUUUUUGGGGUGAAUCUUGAAGAUGGCUACGAGUCAAACAGUAAGAUCCGUGGGGAGGAUCUGGACGAUGCUCCUCCGCUGAAGGAGGAUCUCGAGCCAGGAUCUUUGGGCGCGGGACUCUGUUCCUGUUGCUCUGAGCCAUUUAGCCUUCGUAGAAAGCUUCAGGCGAAGAAGAAGAAGAAGAAGAUCGGCGGUGGCCUUCCGGGUCGUCGAGUGCAGUUGAGGAAGAGACAAGACAAAUCUUUGGACCCGACAGCCGUCGACUGCGAUCUCCUGUCUCAUGUUGGCUACAGCGAGCUAAAAAUUACCUCCGAUUCCGAGUCCGCUGAGCGGUUCUCAGAUGAUGAGGAUGACAAUGAUGAUGAUGGACAUGGUCUGGUUCGCGUAGCCAAAGACAUCAAGGAGGAGUCUGUGAUGCGGCGAAGACUACGACCUGGCAUGGCCAACAUCAACCAGGGGUUAGCGACCACCGCGUUGGAGGACAUGGUGCCCGAGAGACUGAUCCAUCCUAACCCUGUCGUUCCUCAGAACAAGCCUUUGAACGAAGGUGAUUCGCGGGACAAGUCAUCGUUGAUGUCCAGAGUCGGGCAUGGUUUGGAGGAAGCCAAUUGGAGCAGUGCCGAUGUGAAGGCCAACCCCGUCGAAUCGUCAUCACCUGAACAACUUCCUCGAGAAGUAGCGACGACCGAAACCUUGAUCUAUACCGAAAGAGGUGUUGUCGACUGUGUUCCCGGAAAGUUGUCUUCCUCCACCGGAAUAACAACCCAAGUGGGUCCCAUCGAUCGCAACGACAGCCUGAAGAACGCAUUCGCCAAGAAGGGAAUCAUGCUAUCCCCGAGGUUCUCCGAAAUAGUCGCAGGGAAGGCACAAGAAGAUCUGAAACUGAGGCUGUCGCAGAAAUCUUAUCGGGUGCUCGAUCUGCCAUGGAGCGAUAUAACUACGAGUCCCAGAGUCCAGCUACAGGGGGAAGACCUCAAGUCAUCAGAUGUUUCCGGCUCGAUCGGAUUGCAGAACAUAGCCAAGAGGCUCUACGUGGAGCGAAACAACUCCAGCUUGGAGAGCUUUGACGUGAAUCUUCUCGGUGACAUCGAAGGAGAGACUUCGGUGGAUCGGCUCAAGCAGCAGAUCGAGUUGGACAGGAAAUCCUUGAGCGCGCUGUACAAAGAACUGGAGGAGGAACGAAACGCUUCAGCGGUCGCAGCAAACGAAGCGAUGGCCAUGAUCAACAGGCUGCAGGAGGAGAAGGCGGCGAUGCAGAUGGAAGCUCUGCAGUACCUGCGCAUGAUGGAGGAGCAAUCUGAAUACGACCAAGAAGCGAUCCAGAAGCUUAACGACCUGCUUACGGAGCGAGAGAAGGAAUUACUGGAUCUGGAGGCAGAGAUCGAAAGCUACCGAAAGCGGCUCGGGGAGGCGCUGGAGGAGAAGGUCUCAUGGGCGGAAUCGAGAGAACUUGCUUCGGCCACCAGCACCCCUCGUCCCAUCAGAUCGCUAGCCCGCAGCAAGUCGGAGAAGACCGAUUCACUUCCCCAAGAAUAUACCGAGUACGGCGUGAAGGACCUAUUGCUGGGUUUUGAAGAGGAGAAGGCUCACAUCGCCACAUGCUUGAAGAGGUUGCAGAAGAAGUUCCAUCUUCUAUCAACCGGCAAAGCUAGUUGGGACGAGACCGCAGCUGAACCUGACAGAGCCAUAGGAAAUGGCGAGUACGGUGGCCACGAUGGAAACUCAUCCGAGAACGGAUCGUCUCCAUCCAGCGACAGGAAGAUGCCAUCGGAGAAUGGUAAUAGCGACAUAAGUCAUCUGCAGGACGAGGUGUCGGAGAUGAACGAGAGGUUGAGGGAGCUCGACGAGGACAGAGAGUUCCUGGGACACGCUAUCAGUGCGUUGCGAUAUGGAAGCGAUGGAGUCCGACUGGUGAAGGAAAUUGCAGGCCACCUAAAAGAGCUACGAAGAAUUCCCAUAGCAGAGGAGGGAAUGGCUGCUUAGCUUUCCACGUUGCUGUUGGUUGUUCGUCUUUACCGGUAGUUUUGUGUGGGUUCUGCACUGGGGGGAAAUCUUCAACCAAGCAGUGAAAUGUUUGCUUGUGCAUUGUUAGGCCUUUUAUGUCAGAUUGAACUGUUGUUGUCCUACUUUUCAUGCAAAUGUUGUUAGUAGCAAAAACAUUUUGAUCCUUCA
Messenger RNA from Musa acuminata AAA Group (dessert banana), 3148 nucleotides. Its product is annotated as myosin-binding protein 1-like. The record is from RefSeq and is a predicted model, not a curated record. Bases 614 to 2959 code for a protein of 781 amino acids. NCBI's taxonomy places the organism in Eukaryota, Viridiplantae, Streptophyta, Magnoliopsida, Zingiberales, Musaceae. The transcript is spliced from 3 exons. Gene Ontology annotation, molecular function: myosin binding.